This is a messenger RNA of Protobothrops mucrosquamatus (brown spotted pit viper), 2382 nucleotides long. RefSeq names its product vomeronasal type-2 receptor 26-like. Lineage: Eukaryota; Metazoa; Chordata; Lepidosauria; Squamata; Viperidae. Gene Ontology annotation, biological process: regulation of DNA-templated transcription; G protein-coupled receptor signaling pathway. Gene Ontology annotation, molecular function: G protein-coupled receptor activity. The record is from RefSeq and is a predicted model, not a curated record. Gene Ontology annotation, cellular component: membrane. The transcript has 11 exons. Bases 1 to 2382 code for a protein of 793 amino acids.
AUGACUGCUGAUGCCUUGGCAGACCUGCUCUCCACUGGACAGGCAAAUGUUCCGAACUACAUUUGUGGAAGAGAGAAGAGGCUGCUGGCUGUGAUUGAAGGGGCCGAGUCUGACAUUUCCAUGCAGAUAUCCACCAUGACGAGCCUCUACAAAAUGCCACAGGUCAGCUAUGGAUUUGUGUCUGAAACUCUCAAUGAUAAAAUUCGGUUCCCAUUCAUCUACCGAAUGGUCCCCAAAGAAGAUUACUUGUAUUGGGGAAUUGCCAAAUUGCUCCAACAUUUUCGGUGGAAUUGGGUCGGAAGGAUGAGAUGCCAGGAGAACGAGGACCUGGAGACCAUGCGGGAAGAGGUGGUGGAAAAAACUCUUUCUCUGGAUGGCUACGGUAUUUACAAUCUCGCCUGGGCAGUUACUCGGGCUUCACAUGCUGCUUACUUAUCCAGGUCCAAGCAGAAAGCAAUGAAGGAAAGAGAUCACCGGCUGGUCCUUCAGAUGUGGCAGCUUCAUCAUUUCCUGGGAGAUUUCCACUUCUACAAUGUUUGCAUGGAUGGAGUCUUUCUGGAUGAGAAAGGGGACCUUUCUGCCAAAUUUGAUACUGUGAACUGGGUGCCCUUUCCUAAUAAGUCCUUUGGGGCAUUGAAGUUUGGGAGGAUAGAUAGACCACAGGGGUCCAAAGAUCUGGAAUUCAUCCUUGACCAGGAGGCCAUAAACUGGUCCCAGAGGUUCAACCAGAUCAACCAGAAUCCCCAGGUUUUGCCGAAUGUCACCCUGGGUUAUGACAUUUAUGAGAACUAUUAUGAAGCGAGAAUGACUGCUGAUGCCUUGGCAGACCUGCUCUCCACUGGACAGGCAAAUGUUCCGAACUACAUUUGUGGAAGAGAGAAGAGGCUGCUGGCUGUGAUUGAAGGGGCUGAGUCCGAUAUUUCUGUGCAAAUUUCCACCAUGACGAGCCUCUACAAAAUGCCACAGGUCCAAGCAGAAAGCAAUGAAGGAAAGAGAUCACCGGCUGGUCCUUCAGAUGUGGCAGGUAUUUGGUUUCCUUCAAAAAUCCUGAAGCUUCAUCAUUUCCUGGGAGAUUUCCACUUCUACAAUGUUUGCAUGGAUGGAGUUUCUCUGGAUGAGAAAGGGGACCUUUCUGCCAAAUUUGAUACUGUGAACUGGGUGCCCUUUCCUAAUAAGUCCUUUGGGGCAUUGAAGUUUGGGAGGAUAGAUAGACCACAGGGGUCCAAAGAUCUGGAAUUCAUCCUUGACCAGGAGGCCAUAAACUGGUCCCAGAGGUUCAACCAGUCUCUGCCUCACUCCAGAUGUACCGAAAGCUGUCAUCCUGGCCAAGCCAAGGUGGUCCUGGAAGGAAAGCCUCUUUGCUGCUACGGGUGUAUCAUGUGUGCAAAACACACCAUCUCCACUCAGGAAGAUGCAGAGAUGUGCACAAGAUGUCCAGAAGAUCAACAUCCAAAUAAAGGCCAAACCAAAUGCAUCCCCAAGAAAGUAACCUUCUUGUCUUACAAAGAAGACUUGGGGAUAAUCCUCGUUUCAUUUAGCCUCUUCUUAUGUUUGGUCACUGCCUUUAUCUUAGCAAUCUUCAUCAAAUUCUUAGAAACUCCCAUGGUCAAGGCCAACAACCGGGACCUCUCCUAUAUCCUCCUGGUCUCUCUUCUGUUGUCCUUCUUGACUUCCCUCCUCUUCAUUGGUCGUCCAAGGGCAGCCACCUGCUUUCUCAGGCAAACAUCCUUCAGCAUCAUCUUCUCUAUUGCAGUGUCUUCCAUCUUAGCCAAAACGAUUACAGUGGUGCUGGCUUUCCUGGCCACAAGACCUGGGAAUGCUGUGAGGAGAUGGCUGGGAAAGACUUUGGCCAACUCCAUUGUUCUUUCUUGCUCUGGUCUCCAAAUUGUCAUCUGUACCAUCUGGCUGGGAGUUUCUCCCCCAUUCCCUGAGUCUGACAUGCACUCCCAGCCAGAAGAGAUUGUUCUGAAGUGCAAUGAAGGCUCUGUCACCAUGUUUUAUGGUGCUCUCUCAUACAUGGGCUUCUUGGCUGCCAUCUGCUUCACGGUGGCUUUCCUGGCCAGGAACUUGCCUGGGGCUUUCAAUGAAGCCAAGCUCAUCACUUUCAGCAUGCUGAUCUUCUGCAGUGUCUGGGUCUCCUUUGUGCCCACCUAUGUGACGGACACCAUGGCUUUGCGGCCGCGGUCUGGAUUGGCUUUUCUGCGGCCUGCCGCGGAAACCUGGGUGGGGCCCUUGCCCAAGGCCGUCGUGUCAUUCGAAGAAGUGGCUGUGUAUUUCACAGAGGAGGAAUGGGCCCUGCUAGAUCAGGGCCAAAGGACCUUCUACAGGGAAGUCAUGCUGGAGAUGUACGGGAUGGUGGCCUCAUUCAGUGAGUCUCCUUGA